Salvia splendens (bonfire salvia) is the source of this 1462-nucleotide messenger RNA. RefSeq names its product membrane-associated progesterone-binding protein 4. Bases 151 to 876 code for a protein of 241 amino acids. The transcript is spliced from 9 exons. Gene Ontology annotation, cellular component: membrane; endomembrane system. Lineage: Eukaryota; Viridiplantae; Streptophyta; Magnoliopsida; Lamiales; Lamiaceae. The record is from RefSeq and is a predicted model, not a curated record.
CAGAGUGUUAGUGUGUCGAUCAAGUACAUUCUUGAUAUCUGCCUUCUUCUACCCAAAUUCAACCCUAGCCCGACACAGACCCGGGUUGACCCGAUUCCGUCGCUUACAGUUAAGAUUCUGUUCGUUGAGUCGAUCACAACUGAAGUGAAGAUGCGUUGGUCCCCUUUUCUAGGAAUUCCGAUUUUAUUGGCCUUGCUCUCUUUCUUUCUCUUCAAUUUCCUCUCUCUCAAAUCCCCCACCAAUCAUCCUCCGCCUAGGCUAUUCACCGCGGAGGAGCUAGCUCUUUACAAUGGAACUGGCCAGCACUUGCCGAUUCUUCUUGGUAUUCUGGGGUCGGUUUUUGAUGUGAGUAAAGGCAAAAGCCAUUAUGGUGCUGGAGGAGGCUACAACCAUUUCUCAGGAAGGGAUGCCUCCCGAGCAUUUGUCUCAGGAAAUUUCACUGGAGAUGGACUUACAGAUAACUUGCAUGGUUUGUCUAGCACUGAGGUGAAAAGCAUCGUUGAAUGGCGAGAUUUCUACUCAAGGACAUACAUAUUUGUGGGUAAGUUAGUUGGUCGUUAUUACGAUGCUGAAGGAAACCCCACAAAAUACUUGAAAGGGGUUGAAGCAAAGGCAGCCAGAGGUGCUCAGCUGCUCGAGAAGCAGAAGAAAGAAGAAGCUAAUGUAGUCAGUUGUAAUUCAAGGUGGAGUCAGGAAGAGGGAUCCGAGGUAUGGUGUGACGAAGGUUAUCCUAGGCUAGUUCAGAGGCCCGUUGAAAUAGCUCUGACGGGGAAAAUGAGCAAGCGGUGCGCUUGCUUCAAAGAAGACGAACUGGACCAUGUCGGGUUAGAAGUCUAUGAUGGAUGUGAUUACUUAUCCAAGACAUGUCGAUUAUAGCACAGUCAAAGGCAAGAUCUGAAAAAUUGGAACAGAACCCUCUUCUCAUCAAGAAUCCUAGUUUCAUUUCACACGCACAAAACCAUCGAAACUUGAUCAAACUAUGGCCAAUGAGGCGCAGAGAGAAGCCACGCCUCUGUGUGGGGCGGGGCGGCGUCCGUGGACGGAUGAGGACGAGAGCGAGGAGGCACCAGUGUGGACGUUUCGGGUGAUGGUUCUAGGGUGCACAUCCUUCUUGUUUCUCUUGGUAGUGAACAGGUAUUUGGCGACAGAGACGAGUGAAUGCAUCAUGGGGAUGGGAUUGACUGUUGUUGUUGUGUAUCCCUUAGGUUUUCUCAUGGGAAAGCUUAUCCCAAGAAGAGUGGUCUAUUAUCCCAUGUUCAGAUUGGAGUUCUGCACAAAUGAAGGACCCUUUAGCUUUAAGGAGUAUGCAUUGAUAUCCAUAUUUGCUAACUUGGGUGCCACCAUUGGUGGAUUAACUUCUUCUUCUAUCUAUGUGUCCUACAUUUAGGGUUUUUUGUGUUUUUUUAGAUAUCUUUCUUGGAUUAUUUGUGUUCCUAUCUUUAAUAGAAUUUGAUUUUAUGAA